This is a messenger RNA of Rhododendron vialii, 1617 nucleotides long. RefSeq names its product oleoyl-acyl carrier protein thioesterase, chloroplastic-like. Lineage: Eukaryota; Viridiplantae; Streptophyta; Magnoliopsida; Ericales; Ericaceae. The transcript is spliced from 7 exons. Gene Ontology annotation, biological process: fatty acid biosynthetic process. The record is from RefSeq and is a predicted model, not a curated record. Gene Ontology annotation, molecular function: acyl carrier activity; fatty acyl-[ACP] hydrolase activity. The coding region runs from base 122 to 1303 and encodes 393 amino acids.
CUCCGUCUCUCUCUCUCUCUCUCUCUCAUCUAAGAAAGAAGAUAGUAGCUAGACAAUAGACAGAUACUACGUACAAGUACAACCAAAGAGAGAGAGAGAGACGUGGUUUUAGAGAGAGAAGAUGUUGAAGCUGCCAUCUUCGUCGAUGUCCUUAUCGUCGUCGUCGUCGACAUCAUCAUGCAAUGCUGCGUUAAUAAGGAAGCAGUGCCGAUCAUUCGGCGCUUCUUCUGAUUCUUCUUCGAGGCUUAAGGUCUCGAUACGCCGACGGAACGAGGCCGUUUCGUGCGAGGCGGCUGAUUCUUCUGCUUCUUCGUCGGCUCCGCUCGUAGCCGAGACGAAGGAGAAGGACGCUGGCGGCCGCGUAGGGAAGAGUGCGGCUGAUCGGCUUCGGCAGGGGAGUUUGACGGAGGACGGACUUUCUUACAAGGAGAAGUUCAUAGUGAGGUGUUAUGAGGUUGGGGUUAACAAGACUGCCACUGUUGAAACCAUUGCUAAUCUCUUGCAGGAGGUUGCAUGUAACCACGUUCAGAGUUUGGGAUUUUCAACGGAUGGAUUCGGAACAACUACUACCAUGAGAAAAUUGCAUCUCAUAUGGGCGACUGCUCGCAUGCACAUCGAAAUUUAUAAAUACCCAGCUUGGAGUGAUGUGGUUGAAGUAGAAACCUGGUACGAAAGCGAAGGUCCGAUUUGGACUAGACGUGAUUGGAUUCUCAAGGACCAUGCCACACGUGAAGUCAUUGGUAGAGCUACGAGCAAGUUUGUGAUGAUGAACCAACAUACUAGACGACUUGAAAAAGUCAGUGAUGAUGUCCGAAAGGAAUACUUGGGUUUCUGUCCAAGAGAACCAAGGUUAGCAUUCCCAGAAGAGAAAAAUGGCAGUCUGAAGAAGAUAGCAAAACUGGAAGAUGCCGCUCAGUAUUCUAGGCAAGGAUUGGUGCCUAGAAGAGCUGAUCUGGACAUGAACCAGCAUGUAAACAAUGUUGCCUAUAUCGGAUGGUUUUUGGAGAGUAUGCCUCAAGAAAUCAUCGACAAUCAUGAACUAGAAACUAUAACUCUAGAUUACAGACGGGAAUGCCAACAACAUGACGUCGUUGAUUCUCACACGAGUCCAGAACCAGUUGAGGAUACAAAAGUUUCAGAGCUUAAUGAAAGCAAUGGAACGGCUGCAGCAGCUGCAGAAGGCAAAGAAGACUACUGCCAGUUCUUACAUUUGUUGAGAUUGUCCGGUGAUGGGCUUGAAAUAAACAGAGGCCGUACAGAGUGGAGAAAGAAACCAACAAGACAUGCUAAUCAUUCAGUUUGAUCUUACUCUUGCUUUCUUCUCACGCCUUCAUGUUUUACUCCUAGUUCUUUAUUCCUGUUGUGUCCUCUUUUCUUUUGGGUUCUUUUACCCCUCAUUUGGGGUUUGUUAUCUCCCAUUUGCUCCAGAUAGAAAGCAGAUAAUUAUUUGAGUCUUUUCGUGCUGGCAUGUAGACUUAUAAACACCUUGAAAUCAAAGAUUGGUUGAAAUUAUGCUUCUGGAUACUGCGUAUGUCUAAAAUUUUAUUUUGUGAGCUUUUGGUUCUUGGUUUUUACUGAUAUUUGAGAGUCCUGAUUGUAAUGUUUGGCCUCCAUAGU